UUGUAGUUCUUAGUCACAGCUAGUCUACUCCGGCAUCAGUCUGUGCUUGUCUACCGCUGCCUGUGUAUGUUUGGUGUUUGAUGAGGUUUGGAAAUAAGAGGAAAUGUGGUCGUUUUUUGCCAGAGAUCCCAUCAAAGACUUUGCUUAUGAAAUUCUCCCGGACAGCCCGGAAAAGUCCGGAAUCUGGACUCUGCAUCGGGGGAAACGAAAGACUACAGGAGAUCCUGUCUCUGUGUUUGUCUACGAAGUGUCUCAAGGAACAGAGCAACAAACCCAGCUGGCCAAAGCUGCAUUCAAACGAAUGAAGACCCUGAGGCAUCCCAACAUCCUGACUUAUGUCGAUGGACUAGAGACCGACAAGAGUCUUUACGUCGUAACUGAGCAGGUGACGCCGCUGGCAGUUCACCUGAAGGCCCAGUCAGAAAAUGGCGGUGCUGGCGAACUGGAGAUAUCAUGGGGACUGCAUCAAAUAGUGAAAGCUCUGAGUUUUCUGGUCAACGACUGCCACCUGCUUCAUAACAACUUGGGCAUUUGGGCUGUUUUUGUGGAUCGAGCCGGCGAGUGGAAGCUAGGGGCCUUGGAUCAUCUGGCUCCUGAGCAGGGCGACCCCAGCGGCGUGUCACUCCCCAGCCCAAAAGCUGUCAACCCGGACAUGGAGAAAUAUGACCCACCGGAGAUGCCAAACAACGGUGGAGAGAAAUGGGCAGGGGAGGUGUGGCGACUCGGCUGCCUGAUAUGGGAGGUGUUCAACGGGCCAUUACCUCGGACUUCCUCCCUUCGUUCGUUGGGAAAGAUUCCCAAGUCACUUGUCUCCCACUACUGUGAGCUGGUUGGAGCUAAUCCACGGGCUCGACCAAACCCGGCCCGCUUCCUCCAGAACUGUAGAGCUCCUGGAGGAUUCCUUAGCAACAGCUUCGUGGAAAGCAACCUCUUCCUGGAGGAGAUCCAGAUCAAAGAUCCAGCCGAGAAGCAGCAGUUUUUCCAGGACCUAAAUGAAAAUUUGGACUCGUUUCCUGAAAACUUCUGCAAACAUAAGGUCCUGCCUCAGCUGCUCACCGCCUUCGAGUUCGGCAAUGCAGGAGCUGUCGUCCUCACGCCGCUCUUCAAGGUGGGGAAGUUUCUGUCAGCAGAAGAAUACCAACAGAAAAUCAUUCCUGUCAUCGUGAAGAUGUUUUCCUCCACAGACCGAGCCAUGAGGAUACGACUUCUGCAGCAGAUGGAGCAGUUCAUUCAGUAUCUCAACGAGGCGGCGGUUAAUUCACAGAUUUUUCCUCACGUUGUUCACGGCUUCACAGACACCAACCCUGCCAUCAGAGAACAGACCGUUAAGUCUAUGUUGCUGUUGGCUCCUAAAUUGAGCGAGACCAACUUGAACCAGGAGCUGAUGCGACACUUCGCCCGGCUGCAGGCUAGAGACGAACAAGGCCCAAUCCGGUGCAACACCACCGUGUGUUUGGGAAAAAUUGCCUCCUACCUCAACGCUACGACCCGAGAGCGUGUUCUGAUUUCUGCCUUCUCUCGAGCCACCAAAGACCCGUUUCCUGCUUCACGCUCUGCUGGAGUGCUGGGCUUCGCUGCUACACACAACUACUACAGCGUGACGGAGAUCGCUGGCCGAAUCCUGCCCACCCUCUGUGCCGUUACUGUUGACCCUGAUAAAAAUGUCAGAGAUCAGGCAUUUAAAGCUAUUAAAAGUUUCCUUUCCAAACUGGAGGCUGUUUCAGAAGAUCCAAACAAGCUGGCUGAGAUCGAGAAGGAUGUAGGAUCGUGUGCUCAGCCUGCAGGUUCCUCCUCCAGUUGGGCCGGCUGGGCCGUGACUGGUGUCUCCUCGCUCACCUCUAAGCUGAUUCGCAACAAUCCAGGUACAGAGGGGAGCGUGGCAGCUGAGGGCGGUCGGGCAGCCAAUCCCAGUCCCAUAGGUGCCUCUGAUGGAGCUUCAGCCCCAAACAAAGAAGAUAAAACUCACCAAGCUGCCUCCGGUCGCACCGACCAAUCGGAGACUCUUGACGUCGCUGAGAAUGACGACGAGACAGCAGGAGACCGCUGGGAUGACGAGGAGGACUGGGGAAGUUUGGAGGAGCCGGAGAGAGCUCGCACUGAUGACUGGAACACCGACUGGUCAGGAACGGCAUUGCCCAAAAAGAAGACUGAUAACAGAGAUGCAGGCCGGUUGUCCACGUCCGCGGCGGUGAAAAAGCAGAGCUCAGACUGGAGCGGCUCGGGCUGGGACGCCGAUGACAGCUGGUCCAACGAGAAAGAAGGCCAGGGUCAGAGUUCAGCAGGCGAGGAUGGAUGGGGCAACGACUGGGGGGAGGGGGAGACGGACGUGACCUCUGCCAGCACGGCGGUCCACCUGCCUGAGGGCGUGCGGUUAGCCAGCGAGUACAACUGGGACAGCAGCAGCAGCUCGGGGAAAGGAGCCACGCAGAACGACCUGUUUGCCAGUUUGUCGCAGAGAAACACCGGCGCUGCCACGGCUGGAGAGGGCUGGGGUUCAGACACAGUUGGAGACUGGGGGACUGAGGAGAGCUGGGAGUCAGUAGAUGGAAGCCAGAAUCUCAGCAAGGCAGAGCUUUCCAAAAAGAAACGCGAAGAGAGGAGGAAAGAGCUGGAGGCGAAACGAGCAGAGCGUAAAGCUGCUAAAGGUCCUCUCAAACUUGGAGCGCGCAAACUGGACUGAGUUGGGUUCAGGUGGAACGGGGAGGUUGGUCCAUGAGUCGGAGUGGACUUCGUUGGAGUUCCACGAGCGUAAAGGACCAAAAGAAAGAAAGCAGAACGAUCGCUUUAACACGAAACAGAGGUUACUGUUGCCAGUGAGGGACUUCUAGGGUUGGAUUCUCUGUCUCGUUAAAUAACUGAUGAAGAUGAAGGCAGAGACAGAAACCCAGAGAGACUUGAAGCAGCACGGAGAAGCGUUAGUUUUACAAAAUGUUGCUGUUAUACAGUAAAUGUAAAUAACUGGUGCAUCUUGUCUUAAGAAG
Messenger RNA from Nematolebias whitei (Rio pearlfish), 2981 nucleotides. It is a transcript of the gene scyl1, whose product is annotated as SCY1-like, kinase-like 1. Gene Ontology annotation, biological process: protein phosphorylation. Gene Ontology annotation, molecular function: protein kinase activity; ATP binding. NCBI's taxonomy places the organism in Eukaryota, Metazoa, Chordata, Actinopteri, Cyprinodontiformes, Rivulidae. The record is from RefSeq and is a predicted model, not a curated record. The transcript has 18 exons. The coding region runs from base 104 to 2680 and encodes 858 amino acids.